Closterium sp. NIES-67 is the source of this 2313-nucleotide messenger RNA. The record is from the annotation of a GenBank genome assembly. Lineage: Eukaryota; Viridiplantae; Streptophyta; Zygnematophyceae; Desmidiales; Closteriaceae.
ACUGGCCCUUGUUCUGUUCCCGUCAACGUUUACGUUUCGGCCGUCAGGUUUGCAGGUGCCGUCCUGCACCACCACGGCAAUUCAGUCAGAUUCGUUCCCUCAACAGCCUAGUCGCGUCGCUCCCCAUUUAGGAGUGUCGGAGUGUCGCAUCAAGGGCGUCGGAUGAGCAACGUUGCUUAGAUUCGUGCCACGUGUCAUGCGAGCUCUGUUAUUCGAGAAUCGUCAACAUCAUCCAGAAGGACGAGCUGUGUAUUCCGUAUGCUUCAGAGCUCUUUAAUUUGAGAAUUCUCGAGAAAAAAACCUCCUAAAACACGAUUUCUGUCGUCACAGCAGCCAUGGAAUCUCUCCGUCGCCUUGCGACGUUCCUCCUCGUCGUCGUUGUCGUCAUCGGCUCGUCGCUCGCUGUCGCACGGGCGAAGUUCAUCGUGCAGACGCACAGCAUCCAGAUCACCGAGCCGAAGAGCAUUCGCGGGACGUACGACAGCGGAAUCGCCAACUUCGGAGUGCCGCAAUACGGCGGCACUCUAUCAGGCGUGAUUGUGUACAUGCAGAAGAACAAGGCGGGAUGCAAGAAGCUGUCGCCGUCAGAAGCGUUCAAGAAGGGUGUGGGCCAACGACCCACCAUCCUUAUGGUUGACCGAGGAGAGUGCCUGUUCACCCAGAAGGUGUGGUACGCGCAGCUGGGGGGCGCAUCAGCAGUCCUCGUAGCGGACACGGAUGUAGAGUCGCUCAUCACCAUGGAGGCGCCCAUCGACGACGAGGAGACGGACCGCUACGUCAACAACAUCACCAUCCCCUCCGCAAUCAUCGAGAAAUCCACGGGGGAUAAGAUCCGCUCGGCGCUCUCCGGGGGGAAUAUGGUGCUGGUUGACCUGGACUGGCGGGAAACGCUCCCUCACCCGGACGAAAGAGUCGAGUACGAGCUCUGGGGGACCAGCAACGAUAUUUGCGGGCCAAAAUGCAACGAUUUGACGAAUUUCCUGGACAAUUUCAAGGGGCUGGCGAUCACCCUGGAGCAGGGCGGGUAUACCCUCUUCACGCCGCACUACAUCACCUGGUACUGCCCCCCCGAGGAGGUCGACUCGAUCGCGUGCAAGAACCAGUGCAUUCACAAGGGGCGGUACUGCGCGCCGGACCCCGAGAGCGACUUUGAGCAGGGGUACGAUGGGAAGGACGUGCUGGUGGAGAACCUGCGGCAGCUGUGCGUGUGGAAGUGGGGGAAUGACACCGGCAAGCCGUGGGUGUGGUGGGACUAUGUGACGGACUUCAGGAAGCGGUGCGGCAUGGCGGACAAGAUGUUCAAUGCAGUGUGCGCUGAGACCGUUCUCACGUCCCUGGGCAUUGACGUGCGCAAUGUACGUGAGUGUGUGGGCGACCCCACUCAGGAUGUGGAGAACGCUCUGCUGCAGCAGCAGGAGGACCAGCAGGUGGGCAAGGAUGGGCGCAGUGACGUCACAAUUCAACCCACCCUGGUGGUCAACAACGCGCAGUACAGAGGCAAGCUGGACCCCAUGGGAGUGCUCAGGGCAGUGUGCUCGGGAUUUGAGGAAGCCACAGAGCCGGCGGUGUGCCUGGGCGCAGAUGUGCAGACGAACGAGUGCGCGACUAACAAUGGCGGCUGCUGGUCGGGCUUCAAUGUGACGGCCUGCAAGGACACCUUUCGGGGCCGGGUGUGCCAGUGCCCCAGCGAUCCUGUCUCAGGGGUCAACUUCGUGGGGGACGGCUACGGCAAGUGCGCCCCCCAAGGCGUGGGGCGCUGCCGGGUGAACCACGGGGGGUGCUGGAACGCGGAGCACAGCGGCCAGACCUUCUCCGCCUGCGAUGACACGUCUAUGUUUGGCACAGGCUGCAGCUGCCCGCCUGGGUUCACAGGAGACGGCUACACAUGUGUGGAUAGGGACGAGUGUGCGGCAGACUCCCCGGUGUGCAAGUGCCCCGACUGCCACUGCUCCAACACCUUCGGCUCUUUUGAUUGUUCCUGCGCUGGGGGGCUCGUCUAUAUGCGCGACUCAGACGCCUGUAUCAACGGCGGCUUCACGUCGCACAUGUUUGGCAAGGUGUUCGCCAUCGUGGUGGCUGCUCUCAUCCUCGCUGCUCUCAUCAGCUUCGGCAUCUACAAGUACCGCCUGAGGGCGUACAUGGACUCGGAGAUCCGCACCAUCAUGGCGCAGUACAUGCCGCUGGACAGCCAGCAGCAGGAUGGGGCCACCAGGGAGAGCCUCGUGCAGACCGCAUGAGGAGGAGCAUGGGCAUGGGCCAUGGGCAUGGGGCAUGGGCAUGGGCAUGGGCAUGGGGCAUGGGCAUGGUCAUGGG